Messenger RNA from Hypoxylon trugodes, 1600 nucleotides. Its product is annotated as NGG1p interacting factor 3. The coding region runs from base 154 to 1296 and encodes 380 amino acids. The transcript has 4 exons. Gene Ontology annotation, cellular component: mitochondrion; cytoplasm. NCBI's taxonomy places the organism in Eukaryota, Fungi, Ascomycota, Sordariomycetes, Xylariales, Hypoxylaceae. The record is from RefSeq and is a predicted model, not a curated record.
GGCUGGAGCUCUUGAGGCGCAAGCUACAAUUACUGUACCUGAACUCUCGUACGACCAUGUGAAGUUAUUUCCUAAUUUACCCAAUUCGAUAGCAUUUGCUGGUGACUUAGAGACCGCUUCACUAGGAUUCAGAUCAGUUAAGGUCCAAAUGCGAUGUCAAUUUGGCGACAGACGAAUAUUCUGAAUUUGUUGCCAAACCGGAUCUCUAAUUCCGCCUCACAUCGUCUUUUUCACUUUUAUCGAAUUAGAAGAUCGAGACCAUCCACCAAUUUCACCAGCGCCAGCAAACGUAGUCAAGUAUUACUACAAAACAGAAUCAUAAACCCCAGGAUAUCUGUGACUACUAGACGACAAGACCGAAGCUUCAGUACAUCCAAAACCAUGGCGGCACCACCCGUGACUAAUCUCACGGAUGCGGUGGUCGCUGCAAUGAAGACGCUGUUCCCUGAAGAGCUAGCUGAUAAGGCAUGGGACAACACAGGAUUGCUUCUCGACCAAGCGCCACUGCCACCAUCAUCGAAUCCUGAAAAAGGGUUUGGCGGCACGGUUCUUCUUACGAAUGAUUUAACGUCUGCGGUAGUUGACGAGGCACUGGAGGAAGGGGCAAAGAUGAUUGUUUGCUAUCACCCCGUCAUUUUCAGACCUUUGAAAUCUCUUACUACCAAGGACCCCAUGCAAACUCUUCUCCUCCGCCUAGUUGCCGAGAGGAUCUCCGUCUAUUGCCCUCACACGGCCAUGGAUGCCGCGAGUGGAGGCUUGAACGACUGGCUUUGUGAUAUUCUGCUAGAUGGGGAACAUCAAGUGAAGCGAACUGUCGUCCAGCCUAUCUCUCGACCUUUACCUGAAGGACACCAGGGCACUGGCUACGGACGGUCAUUUGAGCUGGCCCAUCCCACCACCUUACAGACUCUUCUUAAGCGACUCUCGAUUGGUGUGGGUGAUCAACGUUAUAUAAUGGUCGCCCUGCCGCCCGCGCUAAGAGAUCUCACCAAAACGCAUGAAAUUUCAAAGGUAGCUGUCUGCGCUGGCUCAGGAUCUGAUGUCCUGAGGGAUACGGAUGCACAAGUCCUCGUGACUGGGGAAAUGGCUCACCACUAUGCACUUCGACACACCCAGCUAGGUCAGAUCGUCGUCACCGUCUUCCACAGCAACUCGGAACGAAAAUACUUGGAAACAAGACUAAAACCUAUGUUGGAGGUCGAAUUAGAGACAACUUUGUACGGAGACACUCGUGUGAUCGUCAGUAAGGCGGAUCGCGAUCCCUUUGAGAUAAUCGAUGUUAGCGGUUUAGCUUAAGGAAUUCCAACUUGCUGCCCGGACCCAUCGGUAUGGCAAUUAAGAUGGCACGUUCCCUCGUCACCUAACGUGUCUCGGCGGAAGAACCUAGGGCAACUUGUCGUAGGUCGUGGGCCUUCAAUGCGGGAAUUUGUCAAUCGUAGAAUACUCAGUCAUCAUGAGGCUUUCGAAUCCAAAUCCCGCCAACUACCUUUGCUCGGCUCGCCUUCAAGAGCUGCAUCACCAUCCUCUAUACAGGCUUCCACGUCAGGACCACCAAUACCUUGUUCCUUCCAAACCAAUAGAAGUCUUCGCGGCAUUUUCC